This is a messenger RNA of Nerophis lumbriciformis (worm pipefish), 2412 nucleotides long. NCBI's taxonomy places the organism in Eukaryota, Metazoa, Chordata, Actinopteri, Syngnathiformes, Syngnathidae. The record is from RefSeq and is a predicted model, not a curated record.
AUGACGGUGUUGCAGGAACCCGUCCAGGCUGCUGUGUGGCAAGCACUCAACCACUACGCCUACCUGGACGCCGUUUUCCUGGCUGAGCGACUCUACGCUGAAGUGAGGUCGGAGGAAGCGCUGUACCUUUUGGCCACAUGCUACUACCGCUCGGGGAAAGCUUACAAGGCGUACCGGCUGCUCAAGGCACACAGCUCGUCCACGCCGCAGGUGCGCUUCCUGUUGGCCAAAUGCUGCGUGGAACUAAGCAAGUUGGCUGAAGGUGAGCAAGUUCUGAUUGGCGGUGUGCUAAACAAACAGAAGAGUCAAGACGACCUAGUUAAUGAGUUCGGAGAUUCGGCGUCCUUUACGCUCUCGCUGCUUGGACACAUUUAUUGCAAGACUGAUCGUGCCGCCAAAGGAGCCGAGUGUUUUCGGAAGAGUUUGUCACUCAAUCCGUUUCUAUGGUCGCCCUUCCAGAACCUUUGUCUCCUAGGCGACAAAGCGGACGCCGAUCAGGUGUUCAGGUUGUCCUCGUUGCAGCAUAGUUCAGUAGCCCCAUCUCCCCCUUCUAUGAGCUCUGCUCAGAUACCCUCGAAUCGCUUGGACACCGCCUUCAUGGAGACGCCACAGCACACUCUGGAGUUAAAUCGUUUGAAUUUAGAAUCGUCCAAUGGGAAACAGACAUCCGAUUUGACGCUUUCAUACAUCGACUCGUCGCUCAUCACCCCGGAAAGCGGCUCCCUGUUAGGCAACCCCGUUUCCUUAGCAACCGCCGGCUCCUUAUUGGCCAAACAGAACAAGCCCAAGAGCGGGCGGAGUUUACUAGGAGGACCCAACUCGCUCAGUCCGCUAACACCCAGUUUCGGCAUUUUGCCUCUGGAGCCGAGUCCGGGUGAUCCGACGUACCUGCAGAACUUUUCAUCUGGUAUGGAAACGCAAUCUGCAGCUUCCAACAAGAAGGCCGUGUCCAGGAUGGGGCAGUCCAAGUCUGUGUUCAGUCAGAGCGGCAACAGUCGCGAUGUUCUGCCCAUUCCCUUUAAUCCUUCGCAGACAUCUGCACCUCACGCUAGCGGUUCCCCUCAGGUGCUGAGCCCUAGCAUGUCGGCGCCUCCCAACGUACAGCCCAGAAGAAGCUCCCGACUCUUCACCAGUGCCAGCUCCACUGCCAAGGAGAACAGCAAGAAGCUAAAGAUGAAGUUCCCCCCUAAGAUCCCCAACAGGAAAACCAAAUGUAAAUCCAGCAAGACGUCCAACAGCACCAACCUGAACGAGAGCCUGGACAUCCUGCGUCUAGACCCGGCUCUGAGUCUGCCUGACGCCAAGGUGCCUCAGCACCAGAGGGCGGCGGCAGACGGCGUGCUGGCGUUGCUCCGGGAGCUGGGUCGCGGCUACCAGGCGCUGUGCUCUUAUAACUGCCGGGAAGCCGUCGCCAUCCUCAGCGCUUUGCCGCCGCAGCACUACAACACAGGAUGGGUCCUUACGCACAUUGGACGGGCCUACUUUGAGCUAGCCGAGUACACGCAGGCAGAGCGUCUGUUCAGCGAGGUGCGGCGGAUGGAGUCAUACCGAGUUGAGGGCAUGGAGAUCUACUCCACCACAUUGUGGCACCUGCAGAAGGAAGUGGCAUUGUCCGCCUUGUCCAAAGACCUGACCGACAUGGACAAGAACUGCCCCGAGGCCUGGUGCGUCGCAGGAAACUGUUUCAGCCUGCAGAGGGAACACGACAUUGCCAUUAAGUUCUUUCAGAGAGCCAUCCAGGUGGACCCGAGCUUUGCUUACGCCUACACGCUGCUGGGUCAUGAGUUCGUAAUGACUGAGGAGCUGGAGCGAGGGCUGGCGUGUUUCCGCAAUGCCAUUCGAGUCAGCAACAGACACUACAACGCCUGGUACGGCCUGGGAAUGAUCUACUUCAAACAGGAGAAGUUCAACCUGGCCGAAAUCCACUUCAGGAAAGCACUAGGCAUUAAUCCACAGAGCUCCGUGCUGCUCUGUCACAUCGGCGUGGUGCAGCACGCCUUGAAGAAGUCAGACGCGGCUUUAGAGACGUUGAACAAAGCCAUCGGGAUCGACCCCACAAAUCCCCUCUGCAAGUUCCACAGGGCAUCUAUCCUCUUUGCCAACGACAAAUACAAGGCGGCUCUUCAAGAGCUGGAGGAGUUGAAGCAGAUUGUUCCCAAAGAGUCACUGGUUUAUUUCCUCAUCGGCAAGGUGUACAAGAAACUAGGUCAAACUCACCUUGCACUGAUGAACUUCAGUUGGGCCAUGGAUCUGGACCCCAAAGGGGCAAACAACCAGAUCAAAGAUGCCAUCGACAAAAGAUACCUGCCCGAGGACGAAGCCGCGGCCGAGGGAGACGACAGUAAGGACAGCAGCGUCAUGACGGACGCCGAUGACUCGCUUCUGCACACUGCCGAAAGCGACGUCCUUUAA